CUCGUCAUACUGAGAGAAAGUGGAAGGAAAACAUCCACACAAGUUCAAGGACAAUGUGGCUGGUCCUUCUUACGUAUCAACUUGCCACGCUCCUCCUCAUCCGAGCUGAAAACCCCUGCUAUAGACACUCCACCUUCAGAAGUCCAGCAAACUCGGACAUUGAGGUCUUCUGUGGCGCUCAGACAUUGAAGCUUCACAUCCUGCUGUGCCCCAUCUACUUCAGAGGGUACAAUGAGUCCCUGAUGUCCCUCAACUCGCAGCACUCCAAACAGGCAUGUAAAGGGACGGCCGACUGGGCCGUGGACCCGCCAAUUGUUAAGUUCAACUUCUCCAUCACAGAGACGGGCAUCAGCGAGUGUGACAACUCGCUGGCAGUCACCCAGGAGGUGGGAACGGGAGUGUUCUCCGAAUUCUCCCACGUUGAGUACAUCAACAUCUCAGGCAUGGUCUGCUCCAAGGACCCGUCCAAAAAUCCCAUUACCUAUCACCAAGAAGUGAUGUACAAGUUCUCCUGCCGCUACCCUCUGCAGUACUUCAUCAACAAUACUCAGAUGAGCGUAUCUGGGGCCAAUCUGGUCAUUAAAGACAACAACGGAAGUUUCAUCAGUACACUGAGCAUGGGACUGUACUCGGACAACAGCUACUCCUCCUCACUGCUGAUGCCUCAAGAAGGUCUAGAGCUGAAGACCAGGAUCUUUGUAGAAGUGAGGGCCUCGAACCUCAGCAACAGAUUCAACGUGCUCCUGGAUCGAUGUUAUGUUACAGCCUCACCUUUUAUCAUCGACACCAGCUUCCACGACCUCUUCGUUGGGUGUGACCGGGACAUCCAGACAAUUGUCAUGACUAACGGAGAUCAGCAGGAGGCCCGCUUCUCCUUUGAGGCUUUCCGCUUUAUUCAAAGCUCAGAUGACAUCAUCUCCACCUACUACGUCCACUGUGCCACCAGACUCUGUGUGAACUCCAUCUGCCCUGCCCUCGUCCAGAACUGCACCAGCUCUAGGAGGCGUCGCAGCGUCGGCGACAACCAAGAUACUACAGUGAGCGACUCGGCCACCAUCACUUCAAGCCCCAUUUAUACCAAGUUAGAGAAAGGACAUAUGUCGGGAUCUGAAGACCCUCAGGAAAGUCAUCAUACAGUGGUGGUGGUCUCAAUCAUAGCGGGCAUCAUCGGCCUCAUUUGCCUCACUCUCAUUGUCGUCAUCGUUCUCAAGACGUACAAUGCAAAAAGUGCCGUAGGCAAGACUAUUCUGUACCCACCAGAAUGACACAUGUCCAUUUGGUAUGAUCCGUCAUACUAAAUGAAUAACACCAUCAUUCAAGACUGGAUCACCACAAAUAUGUUUGCUGUAUUUUGUUUUCCUGCCCCUCUUACUUAAGAUUUAUUAAAUAGCACUUGGUAUGAAAGUAAAGAUAGUCAGAAAUGUUAUAUUGUGCCCUCAAUGGCAUUUUUCAUGACUGAUCUUUAAAUUUGGUUGUGGUAGUUAAUCAAUUAAAAAACCCCGCCAAUAAAAAAAGAAAAGAAAGAAUAUAUAUAUACAUAGCAGCUCUAUUCCCAUAUUAAAAUAAGUGAACAAAAGGGAAAAAGGUUCCAUGUCUCUUUGACCUUAAUGCUUUCAUUCAGCCUGUGUGAAAAACAUAUUGUAAGUAAACUUUGUGAAACAGUAGCCGGAGUCGUGUUGGUUUACUCUGUUAUUAAAUGGAGGAAGUCUAGUUCCCAAGAAGCAACAGUACCUGUCCUGCAUUCACAACCAUGCACACUGCCUUAGGCCUUCACCUUUUAUUUAAAUCUCUGGUUUUGGACAAUGGGGUUGUGGGCCGCCACUGUCUUACUAAAAGCAAGGUACUGCGAGUCAGGGUAUUUUCUAACUUUUUACAUCAGAUUUUAGUUUUGUACUUGUCCAAUAAAGAUGUUUGAUAAGAUUUCAUGGAUGUUCCUCACAAUCCCGGUAGAAGCUGGUGUAGUGAGCACCAUGUGAGGAACAACACAAAGAGCCUCAGUCAUUAUCUUAGGAGUAGAUGUUAAACUCAAGAGACUUUCCUCUGUGAUUUUUUUUAUUCAUGCUGCUGACCCCUUUGUACGUCUCUAAUCAGUUCACAUCUGCUGACUGGAGGUGGUCACGGAAUUUUAAUGGAAUUGUGUAUGAACGGGCGAAGAAAGCCAACCUCCUGGAUGUAGAAGCACUUAAUGAGCGGGUUUUCCGAACACAUGAAAGUCCCCUAAAGUGGUUUCUAAACCUAAAAUUAACAUUUGAGUAUAAAAACCUCUUACUGUGUAGUCAGGAUUUUAACUGUAUUAUUAUAAAAUGAUUGGCUAGUUUGGUAUUUUGUAUGAAUAAACAGCUAUAAGUUGCUCAGGAACUGUACUUUUGUACUUGAAUAAUGCUAAUAAAAGCAUGUUUUGGCUUCCUUUUCACUCA
Molecule: messenger RNA, 2417 nt
Organism: Solea senegalensis (Senegalese sole)
Lineage: Eukaryota; Metazoa; Chordata; Actinopteri; Pleuronectiformes; Soleidae
Product: zona pellucida-like domain-containing protein 1
Exons: 11
Coding region: 54-1265 (403 amino acids)
Cellular component (GO): cell surface
Source: RefSeq, a predicted model, not a curated record